Molecule: messenger RNA, 4112 nt
Organism: Neoarius graeffei (lesser salmon catfish)
Lineage: Eukaryota; Metazoa; Chordata; Actinopteri; Siluriformes; Ariidae
Gene: ipo11
Product: importin 11
Exons: 30
Coding region: 9-2993 (994 amino acids)
Biological process (GO): protein import into nucleus
Cellular component (GO): nuclear envelope; cytosol
Molecular function (GO): small GTPase binding
Source: RefSeq, a predicted model, not a curated record
CGUUAACGAUGACGCUAUCAACAGGAGCGGGUGACGUCAUCUUUGAGCGACGGGCUGCUGUAGCGUGUGCGAUGGAUCUGCAGGUGUCUGUGGUUCUGCAGGUUCUGUCUCAAGCAAGCAGUCAGGAUUCGGCUCUACUCAAACCUGCAGAGGAACAACUGAGACACUGGGAAAACCAACCAGGGUUCUACUCUAUAUUACAGAGUAUCUUUAAUAAUCAUGUGUUGGAUGUGAAUGUACGCUGGCUCGCUGUGCUCUACUUCAAAAAUGGCAUCGACCGCUACUGGAGGAGGGGCGCCCCAAAUGCUAUCUCGGAGGAGGAGAAAUCAUCUCUGCGUGCAGGACUCAUCACCAACUUCAAUGAGCCUGUCCAUCAGAUCGCGACUCAGAUCGCAGUGCUGAUAGCGAAGGUGGCGAGGUUGGACUGUCCCCGUCAGUGGCCUGAACUCAUCCCUGUGCUGCUGGAGGCCAUUAAACACCCAGACGAGCUCCAUCAGCACCGAGCGCUGCUCACACUCUCACACGUCAUCAAAACACUCUCCUCCAAAUGCCUCAGCGCCGACCGAGCACUGUUCCAACACUUGGCCUCCAGCAUCUACAGCUUCGCCUGCUUUCUGUGGAACCAUCACGCAGACACAUUUCUGCUGAAAAUACAGACUGGGGAAUCACACACAGCACUCAGUGCCCUCGAACACACACUGUUGUCCCUCAAGGUACUGCGUAAGUUAACGGUUCAUGGAUUUGUGGAACCUCAUCAGAACAUGGAGGUGAUGGGUUUUCUCGGUGCGGUGUUUGACAGGUUAAGGCAGUUUCUAGAGUGCUGUGGCCAUGUGGGUGAAGCUCACGCCUGCAGAGAGAAACUGGAAAAGAUCAUCAUCCUCUACACUAAAGUUUUCCUGGACUUCCUGCAGAGCCACCCGCACUCGUUUAUCCCCCUGAUCCAGCGCUCGCUCGAGUUCUCCGUCUCCUUCGUGUUCACUGAGCAGGGCGAUGGCCUCGUCUUCGAGCGCUUCAUCGUCCAGUGCAUGAACCUCAUCAAGAUGAUCAUCAAGAACGACGCCUACAGACCGGCGAAGAACGUGGAGGACAGUAAAGCGGAGAAUCUGGAGGCAUACACGAUUACAUCAGCUUUCUUCACACAUGUGACUCUGACUGAGAUCUGUAAAAGACUCGUCUCCAAAUACUUCCUGUUAACACAGGAAGAGCUCACCAUGUGGGAAGAGGAUCCCGAGAGCUUCGCUGUUGAGGAGACAGGAGGUGAUUCAUGGAAAUACAGUUUGCGGCCAUGUACAGAGGUUUUAUUCCUGGACCUUUUCCACAACUACAGUCAGACUCUGACUCCAGUGCUGCUGGACAUGGUACACUCACUACAGGGUCUCAGUAAUGUUGAUGAUCCAGUGCAGAUGCUGAUGAAGGAUUCGGUGUAUAAUGCGGUAGGAUUGGCAGCGUACGAACUGUUUGACAGCGUGGAUUUUGAUCAGUGGUUUGAGAAUCAGCUGCUGAUGGAGCUUCAGUUUAACCACAACAGGUAUAAGAUGAUCAGGAGGCGUGUGAUCUGGUUGGUUGGACAGUGGAUCUCGGUGAAGUUUAAGCCUGAGCUACGUCCCCUGCUAUAUGAAAUCAUCCUCAACCUCCUUCAGGACCCAGAUCUCGUGGUCCGUAUUGAGACAGCGACAACACUGAAGCUCACUGUUGAUGAUUUUGAGUUUAGAACAGAGCAGUUCCUACCAUAUGUGGAGUCGAUCUUCACUCUGUUGUUCCAGUUGUUACAGCAGGUCACAGAGUGUGACAGUAAAAUGCAGAUCCUCCACGUCAUCUCCUGUGUGAUAGAGAGAGUGGGCAUGCAGAUCCGUCCCUACAUAGGUUGCCUGGUUCAGUACCUCCCUCUCCUGUGGAAACAAUCUGAAGAACACAACAUGCUGCGUUGUGCUAUCCUCACAACACUCAUCCACCUCGUAAAGGGCCUGGGGGCAGAGAGCAGCAACCUAUAUCCAUUUCUACUUCCUGUCAUUCAGCUGAGCACCGACGUGUCUCAGCCACCGCAUGUCUACCUGCUGGAGGAUGGCCUGGAGUUGUGGUUGGUGACAUUAGAGAACAGUCCCGCUUUAACUCCUGAACUGCUCAGAAUUUUCCAGAACAUGUCGGCCCUGCUCGAGAUGAGUACAGAGAAUGUACGGACGUGUUUUCAGAUCAUCAACUCCUACAUCUACCUCUCAGCUCUCGACUUCCUGCAGAGUUAUGGUGAAGCUCUGUGCAGGUCUUUCUGUGAAUUCCUAAAGGACGUUACUGCUGAUGGACAAGUGCAAGUGCUCAAGGUGGUGGAGACUGCACUGAAAGUGAGUCCAGUUCUAGCAUCUCACAUGUUCCAGCCCCUACUGCCCGCUGUGUUCAGAGGAGUGAUUGAGGAAGAGAGGUACCCUGUGGUGAUGUCGACGUAUCUGGGUAUAGUUGGUCGCAUCCUCCUGCAGAACUCGAGCUUCUUCUCUUCACUGCUCACACAGAUGGCCAUGGAGUUCAACCAGGAGCCGGAGCAGCUGUUGGGGAACCUGAUGGAGAUCUGGGUGGACAGGAUGGACAACAUCACGCAACCUGAGAGGAGAAAACUGUCAUCUUUAGCUCUGCUCUCAUUAUUACCUUCAGAGAACAUUGUUGUACAGGAGAAGUUCUGUGGGAUUGUUAAUAUCUGUGUCGAGUCUCUACACGACGUGAUGACUGAAGAUCCAGAGACAGGGACCUUCAAAGACUGUAUGUUGGUGAGUGGAUUGGAGGAGCCGAAGUUCUCUGAUGAUGAAGAACCUCCCACUGAACAGGACAAGAGGAGGAAACUGUUGGCUCUGGAGGACCCGGUACACACAGUGUCUCUGCAGCAGUGUGUGUAUGAGAAGCUGAAGCUGCAGCAGGGGAUGAUGGGAGAUCAGGGAUUCCAGUGUCUCAUGGAGACGGUGGACACUGAGAUCAUCCACCAGCUGCAGGAGUUCCUACAGGGACUGUAACUAUAGCAACAACAAACAAACGUCACACGCAUGCUCACGCCAUUCCCACAGGAACAUCAACCAACGAACUGUCCAACCAUCAAACAUGGAGUAAACGACAAACAGCGUCCGAAACGACAUAAAGAUCAAACAACAUCAAAUAACAUCACACUGUUACAGAACAACACAACUUCCUGUUCCCUACUUUCUGUUCCAUAAUCCCUACCCCCUGUUCCCUACCCCCUGUUUCCUACCCCCUGUUUCCUACCCCCAAGUCUCUUCACAGUGCGUUAUUGUUAUUUGGACAUGGAGUUUUUUGCAGUGCAUUGUGGGAUUAUCUGCAGCAUGCUAUCAGUCACAUGGUGACAGUAGUGUGCUUCCUGAAUAGUGCACUAGGUAGUGAACAGGGUGCAGUGGGUUAAUGAUUAGCUUUAAUAAUUGAAGAAGAAAGCUUAGAGAGUUUAGAACCAAAACUUUUCCCUUUGAUAUUUCUUUUUCCUGAUCUGUCACAACUGAAGGAAAGUUUAUUCAUUGUGUUUUGUGCUUUUUUUUUUUUUUUUUUUAAACAAUAAUUUUUGACAUAUGGAUAAAAAGACACAAAAAUGGGAAUUAUUAUUUUUUUGGAUGUGUCGAAUGUUCAGAGAGGAAAAAAAAGACAUUUCAGUUUCUCUCAGUGAAGGUGAAUAAAAUUAUGCAUUAAAAUGUAAAAAAAAAAAUCUGUUUAUUGUUUUUGUUGAUGUGACGAGUUAACAUUAAUUAACAUAAAGCAAAAUCAAAUUAUUUUAUAUUAAUUUGUAGUUUUUUGACCGGAAUGUUCAGUGUUUAGAUUUAUAAUCACACUUAAAAAUUAAAUCACUGAAUUUUUGAUUAUUUCAGUAAUUAUAUAAUCGCAGGAAUACUCAGGAAAUUAUGCGUUAACAAGCUGAUUAUUGCUCGUGUGCCAUUUGUUUUGCAGAUUUUCUCGCAUGUUUAUGAUCUAGGAGUGUGAACUGUAUGCUAACCUGCAAACCAGCACAGUGCACAAUGUGUGUAAUUAGCACAGAUGCUAAGGAGUUAGCGGAUGUGUGUACGUGUGUAAAACCUGCUGUGAACACGACACUUCAUCACUUCACUGAUCAUUAAAAACCUGGUGAAAACAGA